AUGACGGCGAACCCUCGCUGGCCAGAGGUUGAGCGUGAGCUCCUUCCAGGUCAGACACCGAGCGACCGUCCAGAUCUCAUUGCUCGCGUCUUUCAGAUGAAGAAGAAGGCGCUCCUGCACGAUAUCCUCAAGAACGGGAUCUUCGGCCGCGUCGUUGCACACAUCUACACGAUCGAGUUCCAAAAACGCGGUCUUCCCCACAUGCACCUCCUCAUCUUCCUCGACCGUCGGGACAAACUCCUCGAUCCAGCAUCUGUCGACACCCUCAUUCGAGCAACAUGGCCUGAUCCGCAAACUGAGCCGUUGCUCUUCGAGGCGGUC
This is a messenger RNA of Trametes versicolor FP-101664 SS1, 321 nucleotides long. RefSeq lists its product as uncharacterized. The record is from RefSeq and is a predicted model, not a curated record. Lineage: Eukaryota; Fungi; Basidiomycota; Agaricomycetes; Polyporales; Polyporaceae. The annotation marks the transcript as partial. The transcript has a single exon.